Messenger RNA from Lutzomyia longipalpis, 2552 nucleotides. RefSeq lists its product as uncharacterized. The record is from RefSeq and is a predicted model, not a curated record. The transcript has 7 exons. Lineage: Eukaryota; Metazoa; Arthropoda; Insecta; Diptera; Psychodidae. The coding region runs from base 421 to 2211 and encodes 596 amino acids.
GUGUUGGAUCAAUAAAAUCAAAUGAAAUCAUUUUCUCUUUGGCAAAUCUCCUGGUAGCCUUUUUUCUGGUGCACCAUCAAUUGUGUGUGAAUCUCAUGGUGGAAGGACCACUCUGUGGACCAUCCCCCGCCCCCCAGAAGUGCCCACAUUUUCGCCUCGUGCUUCUGCUGUGUGAAUCAAAAAUUUAAUUCUACCCACACGAUAAAAGUGUGUGUUUGUGUCCAGAUCGUAAAAUUGUGAGGUUGAGUGUGGCAUUUGGGGUGGAAGUAUUGCCUGCGGGGGGGUGUGGGUGGAACUCGUGGAGAACUAUGGCAUGGACAUCACAAUAAAAAGGACCCUCAAUUCCACUUCGUAUCCUCGCUUUUUUUUUCUCUCUUUGUGUCCUCUGCAGCCACAGUAACACAUAACCCAUUCACAACGAUGAGUAUUUCCAGUCACACGGGAUUAAUUGCCAGUCAACCAAAAGUGGGGCAACGGAUCGUACAACCACUAUCGAGAGCAAUUACGGAUAUUUGUGCAGUGACACACCGUGCACCACUUCUUCUGCGACCCUUUGCAGCAAUCUACAACCCCUACUCGAAGAAUUGCUCUGUGUUGUGCAACCAUCCAGCUACUCCAGAAGUUAAAAAUGUUGUUAAACUUGCGAAGCAAUCUUGGCGAAAUGAAACUCUUGCGGCAUGUGGGAUUUCCGAGGAGCAUUCAGCAAGAUCCGGUGGGCGACGCAGGAGUACCAGUGUUCGGAUGUCCGACUAUGAUUUGCCUGAAAAUGUUCCGGAGGAGCUCUUCCGGAGAUUUACGGAUACAGAUAGUCGCCCCAUGACACCCACACCAACUGUAAUUAGUACAAAAACUCGCGUUAGCGUCAGCUCCAUGAAGAAUUCCCGACGAUGCGUCACACCUGAACCAAAGACCUUCUGCUCGAGUGCAAAAAAACGCAUCAUUUUGGAUCUCCGACGAAGCCAUAGUCAGGAGACUGUGUACUGGAAUGCUCCAUCGGACUUAUCACCAGCCCCGGGGACUUCUACCCUCACUGAUUGGACAUCACAGACGGACAAGGUGCAAAAGGAUCCGGAUGUGCAGGAGGGAGAUCAGCGACAAGUGCCACCGACUAUUAUUACAUCAGAAGGAAGUCCCGAACCCAAGGAGAGUCGCAAUGGGAGUCCACAGCAAAAUUGUGCCUUUUCCCGGGAUGAUAUGGAAGAGGAACCACGAAGGAGGGGGAAGAAGAAAAAGAAGAAUAGAAAUCAAACUGAUACAGCUACCUUCCGUCCAAAUCAAGAUCCUGUAACACAGGUGGCUACCCUCGUCCCAGACUCCCCUAGUCAGAGUCAACGUCCAUCUCUUGCAACGAAUGAAUCAGUUUUGAUGCUUCCGAAGAAAUCCUCCCAAGAUUCUCCACCACCUGGACGUCGGAGCAGUGUGAGGGAGUCCUCGUUUCUCGACGAUGAAAUUCUGAGCUUAUUGCGGAGAGGAAUUAGCGUGGAUCUCAUUGAGAAUAAUUUUGGAGCUCUUAUGAACGCAGCUCUGAGGGAAGCAAUUCGGAGUCUCCCCUUUGACGUGGAACCCCGUGAACCGGAUGUGGUGCGUGGCAUCAGGGAAAGUUUAAAUCUACCAGAUGUGAAUCACGAAAAGUGGCUCACGUUGCCUCGCAAGUACACAAGACUUGUAUCACGUUUUGAAUUACCGAUUGAUUCAACGGUUCUAAGUGAACUCACCCCAUUGGAAUACCUGAGCCAAUACGUCCACGUGUCCAAUUAUCGGAAGCAACUCUACCACCGUAUCUUCAUUAGGUACCUUCCUGAGAUAAAAAUUGACGAACUAUGUGAAAGAGAAGCUAACCCGGGGCCACGGGAUAGUGAAGCUGAUGUGGAUCCAUCGUGCGAGGACAUAGCGAGUGAAUACCUCAGUCAGCGCCUCAUACCCACUGACGAGGUAUGGGAGGCACUGAAAACCGCGCUACAUCCCCACGGUACUCCCGAUACAAUUGCCUCCAUUGCCGGCAAACUGGCACUGAGCACACAUGAGGAAAUCAAUUUUCGCGCAUGGUGCGGAAUUGUGGCUUUUGCUGAGCGAUUCAUCACCACAAUCCACCGUGAGAUGGAUACACGUCAUGAGAUUGAAGUGACGGAUUUCGAAUCUCUCGAUCGCAGACUGAACGGAAUCACUGUUCAUCCACAACUCAAGCAAAUUCUCUACAUAAUCAGAAGUUAACUGCUGUUGCAAUGGAUGAUGUCUCAAGUCAUUUGCAUAAGAAAGCAACAUAACGAGCUGAAAUAUUAUUUGCUACAGCUACUCUCGGCAGGACUUCCAGAAAGAGAGAUAUGCUUUCAACAUAGAAAGUCUCACUGUCUAACUAACAUUUUCUCUGUGUCUUGAGGAUGUAUUAUACUUGAGGUUGAGUUUGAGGAAUCACUAGGAGGCAGGAAGUAAGAUAUGGAAGAUGAAUUUAAUAUUAUCUGUUGAUGAAACAUAUCCUUAAAACAUCAUGUGUAAGGAAUUCUGUGAAAAUAAUUGCAUUCUAAAAAUAAAUAUAAUUACCUGUCUUUUGUAAA